This is a messenger RNA of Physcomitrium patens, 2630 nucleotides long. RefSeq names its product mitogen-activated protein kinase 4b-like. The record is from RefSeq and is a predicted model, not a curated record. Gene Ontology annotation, biological process: protein phosphorylation. Lineage: Eukaryota; Viridiplantae; Streptophyta; Bryopsida; Funariales; Funariaceae. Gene Ontology annotation, molecular function: ATP binding; protein kinase activity; acyltransferase activity, transferring groups other than amino-acyl groups.
UGUUUCCAUUUCCAUUUUCAACCGUUGCACAAAACCCUCGUCGUGUUCGAGCUCGCAGUGUCUGUCUGUCUGUCUGUCUGUCUGGGCUGAGUGAGUGCUGGAGUCGCGUAGAUCUGCACGUCCUCCUUGUAGGGGAGUGUGGGUGUUAGCGGCGCUUGCUGUGCUGUUUGUGAUCUGGAGGGAGCCAGUUGGGGAAAACUAGACAGACCGCUCAGGCUGCGGAGCAUCAGCGAUCAGAAAAGGUGGCAGGCAUGGAUAGGCACAAGCAUUAUGACUCUGGCGAGGGGAGUACCAGGGAGAAGAAGCUCCUGGGUGCGCGAGAUGAGUUUCCAGAGGCUGAAAAGGCUGUUAGAGCUGCCGCUGCCAAGCCAGACCCUAUAGCGGAGUUCCCUUCGUUUCUCAUUUACAAUCGAAAUGGUUUAAAACUGAACUUGGAAGCUGGGUCUGGCGCAGCUCUGUCUGCUACUACGAAAGAAAGUAUGCAUAAACUUUUAAUGAUGAAUAUGGAAGUGUUAUUUGGUCCCCAUGAAUGGCCUGCUGAAGAGAACAUGAAGCGGUGGGAAAUGGUAUCCCCUGAAGCGCGCUUCAUUUUUGUGAGGAAAAGCACUCCUACCAUUGAAGCGGGCAGUUCUGAUGAAGGUCACCCAAUGGUGGGCUUCGUCCAUUUUAGAUUCGGUUUGGAACACGAGGUUCCAGUACUUUAUAUAUAUGAGACACAGCUGGAGAAAACAGUGCAAGGGAAAGGUCUUGGAAAGUUUUUAAUGCAGUUACUUGAGUUGGUUGCACGAAAGAACAACAUGAAAGCAGUACUUUUAGCUGUGCAUAAAAGAAACACAAGGGCGCUAACCUUUUACAAUGAACGUUUAGGGUAUAAGUUGGCAAUUAGAUCAGCAUCAAGUCAACAAAGCACACAAACUGUCACAGAGAUGAAAUACGAGAUUCUUUGUAAAACUUUCGAUGUGGAGUACACAGCCGUUGUAGAGGAACGGCAAGGGGACAUGGAUUGUGAAUCACGUGAAGAGAGCGCUGGAGAAGCAAGCUGCCAGACAGUUGACGCAGAGGAUCAGGUUUUGGAUGACUCACGUCCUGAUACAGAAUGUGAGUCACGGAUCGAGAGCGUGCCAAACACCCUACAAGGAAUGAAGUACACACAGUACAAUGUGAGGGGCGACAAGUUUGAAGUCUACGACAAGUAUGUAAUGAUUGGUCCCAUUGGUCAUGGAGCUUAUGGCGAUGUGUGUGCUUUCACGAACAGGGAGACAGGGGAGAAAGUGGCCAUAAAGAAGAUUGGAAACGCAUUUCAGAACAAUACUACAGCGAGGCGCACACUUAGAGAGAUUUUGUUGCUCCGCCAUACUGAACACGACAACAUCAUUCCCAUCAGAGAUAUCAUUGUGCCUGCUAACAUUGAGGACUUUCAUGAUGCCUAUAUCGCAAAUGAGCUCAUGGAUACAGACCUUCACCAGAUAGUGAGGUCAACAAAACUUGACGAAUACCAUUGCCAGUUCCUGCUUUACCAGCUGUUGAGGGGUCUCAAAUACAUCCACUCUGCCAAUAUAUUGCACCGUGACCUGAAGCCCAGUAAUCUCCUCAUCAAUUGCAACGACUGUCUACUCAAGAUUUGUGAUUUUGGCUUGGCUCGAACAUCUGCAGAGGAUGACUUCCUUACGGAGUAUGUUGUUACUCGACCAUAUCGAGCUCCAGAGCUCUUGCUUGGGAGCCGAAUGUACACAGCGGCUGUUGAUAUGUGGUCAGUGGGCUGCAUCUUCAUGGAGAUGCUUACAGGACAACCUUUGUUUCCAAUCCGGUCAAGGCAAGAGCAUCCCGUGAAUCAUUUGAAACUCAUCACGGAGCUUCUAGGAACACCCGAUGCUUCGGACCUGUCGUUUCUGCAGAAUCCAGAUGCUCGGCAAAGAAUCCAAAUGGCUUUGUUAGGUCAGGAAAGGAAGCCUUUGUUUUCGAGGUUUCCUCAAACGUCUGCAAUAGCUUGUGACUUAGCGGAGAAGAUGCUGAGGUUUAACCCAUCCAACAGAAUAACUGCGGAAGAGGCCUUGGCCCAUCCUUACUUGGCAGCGCUUCACGACCUAAGUGAUGAGCCAACGUGUCAUCUUAUGUUCGACUUCGAUGCUUACCUUCCCAGCCUAACAGUUGAGCAUGUGAAAACUCUUAUCUGGAGGGAAGCUACACUUAUCAACGUCCAGUAAUCGCCAUAAAGAUGUAUCGGACCAGAUGUCGCUGCACCAAUUGGCAAAGCUUAAGGGUUGAGGGACUUAAACGCGGUUAGUACCUGAAUGAUUGCAAGGGAAAAUCUUCUGCACGUGGGAGGGAUGCGCAUUGUUGCUGGUUUGUAACUCUAUUUAUGUACCAAGUAUCAAAAGGGCAUCCAUAACAUGUCCAUUCAUCAAGCCUUUUAGGGUGUAGCAUAGUUAGUAGGACGCAUGUCAUGAUACCACUUGCAUUUUAGACCAGUUUGCAUACGUAUCCAGUGCCCAAAAUUAGGAGUAUUCAGGGUAUAUACACGCUUGUGAUGGACUGCUAUUACUUCCACACAUCAAUCGGUCUUGUUCAGCUUGAACAAUUCUUUAACUAAUUCAUCAAUGUGGUCACCAGUUUUGGUCAUCAGUUUUAGA